Messenger RNA from Arabis nemorensis, 255 nucleotides. Lineage: Eukaryota; Viridiplantae; Streptophyta; Magnoliopsida; Brassicales; Brassicaceae. The record is from the annotation of a GenBank genome assembly.
AUGCGUCUCGCGGCAGCUUUCUUCAUCGUCUUCUUCCUCGUCGAUGUCGUUUGCAGCGAGGAGUGCACGAGAACCUGCAUUGCGCAAAAUUGCGACACUCUUUCUAUACGGUAUGGGAAGUAUUGUGGGAUUGGUCACUUUGGAUGUCCUGGUGAGGAGCCCUGUGAUGAACUUGAUGCUUGUUGUAUGGUCCAUGACGAUUGUGUUGAGUCCAAAGGUAAAUCAAUCAAGAAUGCAAAUCCCUUUACUGUUUGA